This is a messenger RNA of Fusarium keratoplasticum, 390 nucleotides long. RefSeq lists its product as uncharacterized. The record is from RefSeq and is a predicted model, not a curated record. The transcript is spliced from 4 exons. NCBI's taxonomy places the organism in Eukaryota, Fungi, Ascomycota, Sordariomycetes, Hypocreales, Nectriaceae. Bases 1 to 390 code for a protein of 129 amino acids.
AUGUUUGUAGCAUCAAGACUCAGAUUGGUCGCUCGACCAUUGUCACGCGUCGCCAUGCGUCCUCUUCAUGUGACGGCUCGACGGCUCGCCUCCGCGGACCCCCCAAACCUGUCCGAGAUGAUGAUGAACGACCCCAAGAUUAGGGAGACGUUUGAGAAGCUUAGCCGACACCCCCCUGCUAUCAUUGCCAUGCAAAAGGUUGGCGACAUCAUCAAGAGCAAAGGAUUUGAGCCUGGCAAGCCCCCAAGCAAGAUGGAGGUGAUGAAGCUCUUGAUGGACAAAGAGUUCCGAGAUGCAGCACAGACAUUGACAACUGAGAUGCAGAACGCAGGCAUCGAAAUUAACCCCGAUGCCUUGAUGGCGAUGGUAGGAGGAGAUAAGAGCAAGUAA